Harpegnathos saltator (Jerdon's jumping ant) is the source of this 3787-nucleotide messenger RNA. RefSeq names its product probable serine/threonine-protein kinase nek3. The transcript is spliced from 5 exons. Lineage: Eukaryota; Metazoa; Arthropoda; Insecta; Hymenoptera; Formicidae. The coding region runs from base 419 to 2917 and encodes 832 amino acids. The record is from RefSeq and is a predicted model, not a curated record.
CUGUGCGCAGCCGGCUUAAGCAGGAGCCAUUACGCGCGCAAGUAUGUUAUAACCAAGAUAUUUUGCGUCAAACCAGUCAAACGGUGUGUUUGAAUGUUAUACAAAAUAUCGAUCACUUAAAAACUUCAAUGUUUGCUGACUGAAAUAUGUGAAGUAUGUAUCAAGAUACCUUGCGUCGAAUAGACCACGAGCGAGAAUCGAGAAGCUAAAUGUCACCGGAACGAACUCGUGUAGGAACUGUUAUUCCAUCGAAGACACAACAUUCUUCAACUUGCAACAUCUGUCAUAACAAACUAUCAAUCACAUCGCGAAGUUACUUCGAUAGUUGCAAACCAAUCGCGCAUCUGUUUUGUGUUUCACAAACUUCGAAAACUUCUUGCGAAGGGAGUAUGUUGAAGUAACACAUUACCUCGCAAAUAUGAUGGAGCAAUCUUCCAUUACCACUAGAGCCAGGGCACAGAAAUUGAAUAAUUUGAACGAAAGUAUAACCGAAUCAAAGAGAACACAUAAUAAACAGUCAGUGAGAGGAAAGAGAUAUGUGAACGCAAAAGACGAUUCGGAAGUAUCUGCUAAACAGAGCGCUAGAAAAAAAUCGCACAGUGCAAAAGUAACAGCUGGUAAAUCUAAGAAGAAGAACAUAUCUAGCCGGGAGCUUAACAUGGCCAAAGAAGCAGGAAGUAAAGAUAAAAUUACAGUAGACAAAGAUGAGAGUACAAAUCCCGAAGAUGAGAUAAAAGAAGUGUCAGAAGAUAAGUAUGCAGAUAAUGUUCCUACGAUUGAACUUGUCAACAAUAAUCUUUCUCAGUCGACUGAUUCGAAAGAUUUUAAUAAAACUCCUAAAAGGAUGCGAUAUAAAACCAUCGUGUCAAAGGGAUUGUCUGGUACGGUCACUCCUAAGAGCACACCCAUUAAGCUUAGUCUUACACCACAUAGAUCAACAAAAACGCCAAAAAAAUCACCGAUUUCGUUAAGUUCCCCAAAGACACAUACAGCGUCAGUUUCAAGACUAAUGAAAACUCCGCGAAAAUUGUCUCUUACACCGGAGAAAAAUUCAUGCAAUUAUAGCAAUGACCUCGACGACAAGAAAUUAUGGAGGGGCAAAAAGGAUAAACCCUUGAAAAAAGUAUCUGUACCAAACAAGAAUUCAUCGGUAUCAUCGGUAGUAAAGAAUAAACGUAGUAUAUCUAACGCAAAACUGAAGGAAAUUGUGCAUAGAUUCUCAAAAUCCCCAAAAAUAGUACUGAGAUCUCCAUCAAAAAAAUCGAAGUCACCGAAAUUAAAUUUAUCUGCAUCCAAAAAAAAUCUAUCCAAGAAGCCUCUUGUGAAUAACGUUCAUGAUACUUCACUGAGUCUUGAUAGUACAAAGUCGUUACGUACGACCGUGAAGAAGACUCCUUCGUCUGAAAGUAAAAACGCUCCGCUGAACAAACGUCGACUAUUGAAUGCAAGAUUAAUGAAACUAUUGACGGCCUCGCAGAUGAGAGAUAUAUUAGCAGAACCGAUAGUAUUGCUGAAGAAGCUAUCUCUCGAAAGCAAACAGAAUAUGCUUACGACUUUUGGCAGCGAUCAGUCAAACAAUUCGAUUAAUGCAGAGAGCAGUGCUCAAGUAUCAGGAACAGCUGCAGAGAAUAGAUCGGCAAAAUCAGACAUGUCUGCACAUUUGAAAAACUCUCGUCGAAGUUCUACCGCUAAGAUAACAAAUAGAUCCACUGAUAAACUGUCACCAGGUACUAAACACGGUUCACCGUCGCAAAAAGAAAAACCUUCCACGCCCUUGAUGUCGUCUACCCCAAGAGAGGAGGAGUCGUUGUUACCGCGAGUAAACAUCUUGACAUCUAGUGCAUCCGUCUUUCCAGUGGUAGAUGAUAAAUAUCCUAACAGAAGAUGGAAAUGUACCGAUCAAUCCAGCAUACCCGCUGCACCGUCCCCUAAUAUGAUGAACAAGAGUGCAGCCAUCGAAGAUGUAUCGAAACCUUCUCUAUUGGACGUAGACAUCAGUGAUGCCAGUCAGACUCAUAUUUUGAAUGCCGCGAAAUGGAACACCACUUACGACAUCAACGAAGAAACUCAGCCAGAGAAGGGUCAAAGCAACAAGAGAGACAUCACUUACGAAUUAAAAGAUCCGCAGACACCAGGUUUACGACGUAUGAUCAGAAAACGUACCAUGACGGAUGCAAAUUUAUGCGCUAACGAGAACGUUAGAAAAUCCUGCAGAGUACGCUUUGCAAAUGUAAGACCUGAUGAGAACGGUGCGCACAAUUCAAUUGGGAAGUCGACUGGCCCGUCGUGCAAUAGUAGUAAACAAAAUAAUGUCAGAGUUACGAAUGCAACACACGAAUCGAGAAAGGUCAAAAUUCUAAAAUUCAACCAAGACGCGCGAACUUCUCCGAGAAAUGCGAAAUCAAGUCCGAAGAUAAAUCGAGUCACACCGAAAGGAGGAUUAAACAACAGCCCCAUUGUAAUGAACCUGACAAGCUUUAACAAAAUUCAAGCCCACCAGAAAGUCACACCGAAAAGACCCGGAUCAGUUGAAAAGAAAUCAGGAAAAAAAUCAUCGAUAAAGAAAGUACCAAAUUUUAGAAGAAUACACGAGAAGAUGUUCGCCAAGUCAGAAUCAGUCGUGGAUGCAAAAAAACGUCUGGAUACCAAACAUCUAGAAUUCGUGACGAAAACAGCUUUGUCCGAAGUGGGUUUAAAGAGAGGAGCAAAACUAUUGCCGAGUGAUGCGACCAACGGCACGUACAACAGAUUCGGGUUCAAAUUGAGGAAAGCGGAAGCUACGCAUGUGAUAUUGAAGAAACAAACCGUUUUCUCGAGGCAGAAGCAGCAACAUGAAACGCGGACGGUACUGAAGAGCGUACGGACGAAUCGACGCUUUGAGCUGCAGAUGAAGGCUCGUAAUAUAACUACGAUAUAAAGCGGCUCUUUUUCUUGAUGAUGUAAAUCAUUUUUGGGCAGGCCCUAUUUUCGUGAAUCACAUGAAUCAUGAAAAUACAUUUUCCCUUUUUAAUUUGCACUGAUUUCUUAAGAUUUAGGCUAAGACUGUUCUAAUUAGCAUUCCCUGUGCUAUGAUCUAUCUCGAGUUAAAUCAAUCGGCAUAAUAUCGAAUAAUUCUUUAUGAACGAUGAACUAUCCCUGUGCUUCUGUCUUAAGGGGAAAAACCACAAGUUUAUUUUCCUGUACGCAUAGAAGUAAUUUAUUGUACAGUGUCAGCUCGCGCGGAUAUAAUACAGAAGGUUCAAAGAUUUAUUCUCAUGACAUACAUUUGUAUAGAUAUAUUUUAUUAGUAAUAACUGUGCUUCUUUCUUUUCCUCUUUCUGCUCCUCCUUAAGUAUGGACAAUCUAAGGAGGAAGAAAGCAAAUUUAAUUUACAAACUUGUGCAUUUGUUGGGGAAAAUUUGAAUACAUUUGGAAUUAUUGGAAUCAUUGAAAUCAUUAGUUUGUGCGUCGGGACAAGGGACUGUGUUUGUGACCUGUAACCGGUACUUUUUUUAAGAGUUCCCACACAGAAACAUUAAUUUUUAAGUAUCAAGAAGGUAUAUAGGUGGUCACUCGUCUUAAAAUUGUAUACUCUUAUAGAUAAGUUUUAUUGAGUACAUAAUAUAUAUUAAAUAAUCCACUUUACAUGUAACGGCUCAUAGAUGAUAAUCUCAAGGAGUGUAUAAAUUUACUUUUUAAUUAAUAUUUACAUCAAGUUUCAUCUUUGUACCGAUGACAUUGUAUCGACAGUAUUGUUAAAACGAAAAAAAAAAGAAAAUAAAGUCGCAAAAAGGUCCUCGAUAACUAA